AGACAGCUACUCAGCCAAACAUUUCAACUAGUCUUCUACGGAGUACUAUACUACACUAUUACGGAGUGCUACUUUUUGUGAGAAGAAUAAGGCUACAGAUCUCAGUUUAUUCCAUUUUCUCACGCAAGAUUCUCCGCUACUGAAGGAUUCUGUUGGAGAAAUGUCAAACAUAGACAUCGAAGGAAUCUUGAAGGAGGUCUCAAGUGAUGGCUGUGUUCCUAAGACAAAGAUUGUCUGCACGUUGGGACCGGCUUCUCGGUCCGUUCCUAUGCUUGAGAAGCUUCUUCGGGCUGGCAUGAAUGUUGCUAGGUUCAACUUCUCUCAUGGGACCCAUGAGUACCACCAGGAAACCUUAAACAAUCUUAAGAUUGCUAUGCACAACACCCAGAUCCUCUGUGCUGUCAUGCUUGAUACCAAGGGGCCUGAGAUCCGAACUGGCUUCUUGAAGGAUGGAAAACCUAUACAACUCAAGGAAGGCCAAGAAAUCACAGUGACCACUGACUAUACCGUAAAAGGAGAUGAAGAGAUGAUAUGCAUGAGCUAUAAAAAAUUAGCCGUGGAUCUGAAGCCUGGGAAUACCAUCUUGUGUGCAGAUGGCACCAUAACACUCACUGUUCUGUCAUGUGAUCCAGCUGCUGGAACUGUAAGAUGCCGCUGUGAGAACACUGCCAUGUUAGGUGAAAGGAAGAAUGUAAACCUUCCAGGUGUUGUGGUGGACCUUCCAACACUAACAGAGAAGGAUAAGGAAGAUAUUCUAGGAUGGGGCGUUCCCAACAACAUUGACAUGAUUGCCCUUUCGUUUGUGCGUAAGGGUUCAGAUCUCGUUAAUGUUCGGAAGGUUCUUGGUCCACACGCUAAGCGCAUACAACUUAUGUCAAAGGUUGAGAAUCAAGAGGGAGUUGUGAAUUUUGAUGAAAUCCUUCGUGAGACAGACUCAUUCAUGGUUGCUCGAGGUGAUCUUGGAAUGGAAAUUCCGGUUGAAAAGAUCUUUUUGGCCCAAAAGAUGAUGAUAUACAAGUGUAAUAUUGUUGGCAAGCCUGUUGUCACUGCCACUCAGAUGCUUGAAUCAAUGAUCAAGUCCCCCAGGCCAACCCGUGCUGAGGCAACAGAUGUGGCUAAUGCUGUCCUAGAUGGCACUGACUGUGUGAUGCUCAGUGGCGAGAGUGCUGCUGGGGCGUAUCCUGAGCUUGCUGUGAAAAUUAUGGCUCGAAUCUGUAUUGAGGCAGAAUCUUCGCUAGACUAUGGAGCUAUAUUCAAAGAGAUGAUAAGGUCAACCCCACUGCCGAUGAGCCCAUUGGAGUCUCUUGCGUCCUCGGCUGUGCGCACAGCUAACAAGGCUAAAGCAAAGCUGAUUGUUGUGUUGACCCGUGGCGGGACUACCGCCAAGCUGGUUGCCAAAUACAGGCCUGCUGUUCCAAUCCUGUCGGUGGUGGUGCCAGUUUUAACAACAGACUCAUUCGAUUGGAGCAUCAGCGACGAGACCCCUGCAAGGCACAGCUUGAUAUACAGAGGCCUGAUUCCACUCCUGGCCGAAGGAUCUGCAAAAGCCACUGAUACUGAAUCAACUGAGGUCAUUCUUGAAGCCGCCUUGAAGUCAGCUGUCCAGAGAGGGCUGUGCCUGCCUGGGGAUGCUGUUGUGGCACUUCAUCGGAUUGGUGCUGCAUCUGUUAUUAAGAUCUGCAUUGUGAAGAAGUAGUUGCAGUGUUCAAAGUUUGUGUUUUCAGGUUAGAUAAUGGAGUCUGCUAUUAUGCAUAAUGAUCUGUUUUUUGAAAUAAGGGACUUGAGGAUUUUCUGCUGCAUUGUCAUACAGUUUUACUCAAUGAGAGAGGAGCUGUUGUUCUCCCA
This is a messenger RNA of Ipomoea triloba (trilobed morning glory), 1845 nucleotides long. RefSeq names its product pyruvate kinase, cytosolic isozyme. The record is from RefSeq and is a predicted model, not a curated record. Gene Ontology annotation, molecular function: potassium ion binding; magnesium ion binding; pyruvate kinase activity. The transcript has 4 exons. NCBI's taxonomy places the organism in Eukaryota, Viridiplantae, Streptophyta, Magnoliopsida, Solanales, Convolvulaceae. Gene Ontology annotation, cellular component: cytoplasm. The coding region runs from base 161 to 1696 and encodes 511 amino acids. Gene Ontology annotation, biological process: glycolytic process.